Molecule: messenger RNA, 917 nt
Organism: Scheffersomyces coipomensis
Lineage: Eukaryota; Fungi; Ascomycota; Pichiomycetes; Serinales; Debaryomycetaceae
Product: Zn(II)2Cys6 transcription factor domain-containing protein
Exons: 1
Coding region: 103-882 (259 amino acids)
Biological process (GO): regulation of DNA-templated transcription
Molecular function (GO): zinc ion binding; DNA-binding transcription factor activity, RNA polymerase II-specific
Source: RefSeq, a predicted model, not a curated record
AAAUAGAAUUGCAAUUUUUCAUAAUUUUUCAAUCGAUUUAUUAAGAUAUACAUCACUUUUGUUCAUGGAUAGAAGUUCUCAAAGGUGAUGAUAGUGUGACAUAUGGGUUUCAAAGUAUUAAAUAACGUGAUAGCAGAGGACUCUGCAUUUGAGGAUAAUCCUGAAAUUCAAAAAUAUUUAAGUGAAUUCCAGGUAAAUUUAAGAAAUGAAGAUAAACACAUUGAUUGUGAUUUAUCAUCUUCAGCUGGUUCUGAAAUGUUCAUACUGUCCCGUGUUACUAAUAACAACAAAGUGUCAUCUAUAACUGUGUUUAAGAUGAAGAAUCUCAAGAAACUAGGUCUAGAUCAUUCUCAAAGAAAUAUCUACGAACAUAAUCUUUCACAACCUGAUUUAGAAAAGGAUGAUCCAAGGAAAUCUAAGGUCAGUUGCAUUCGUUGCAGGAAAUUCAAGAAAAGGUGUUCAAGAGCUUUGCCUGAAUGUUCAAAUUGUCUGUCAUCGGAUGAUUUGUGUGUAUAUCUACCAAGAAAAAUCAAAGCAAAAAGAGGUAAAAAUGGAAAUUCAAGUUCUAUAAAGGUUAAUGUGGAGAAUAAACUAGACGCAAUGUCAGCAUCCAGUAAUAUUACAAGGAAUGUCGGUGUUAAAUUGGGAACUGAGAUUGAUUCGGUAAAGAAAAGGUUAUCUUUACCAAACUUGCUAAAUUAUUCUAGUUCUGAAGGUAGGUGUCAAUUGGGAAAUACCGAGAAUAAGAUUAGUAUGAUUAGAUUGGAAACAUCGGAAUCUAAUAGUAGUAUACUUGAAAGUAAAGAUUCUACAAGUAAUUAUUCAUAUGAAUCGAAAUCAGUCAUCAAACAUUCCAAUGACUUUAGUGUUAUAUUAAAUUAAGGUUGGGAUAUAUAGAGUAGUUUAUAUAAACAUGU